Molecule: messenger RNA, 1134 nt
Organism: Bicyclus anynana (squinting bush brown)
Lineage: Eukaryota; Metazoa; Arthropoda; Insecta; Lepidoptera; Nymphalidae
Exons: 7
Coding region: 128-1117 (329 amino acids)
Source: RefSeq, a predicted model, not a curated record
UUUUGAAAUUUGAUUUGAAUUGACCGUUAGACGUUGAUGUUGUGAUUUUUAAUUUUUAUUGUUAUUUGUUUGUAAAUAAUAAUUAGAUACUGAUCUUUUUAUUAAAAUAAAUUAUUUAUUAUAAAAAAUGCCACAAAUGCAUAGACAGUUAAAAAUCACAAAGUUAUUUCGAAAAGGCGCUAAUACAAGACAAACUGAAGAUUAUGAGGAGCUACAACAAGUGCAGAAAUUGGAAGAAAAGCUGCGGGAGAAACAGAAUGAACUGUUUCAAAUCCAAAGAAACAACUGUAGGAGAAAAACUGCUCCUCCAAAACCAAAAUCAAAAGAUUCAGAAUUUGUCAAACCACAGAAAAUAAUUCUAACAACUUCAGUAGAGAUAUUAAAGAAAAACGUAGAACUGAUGUCCAUGCUGACAGGAGUGGAGGUGCAGUCUUAUGUGGCAGACGACCACUGCUGUGUGGUGUUCCACAUGCAUCACAAGUCAGAUACAUUUGUCAAACAUGGGCUCAGGAUUGAUAUGCAUUCUGAUGGCAAUGAGAUAUCAAAGUCAACAAUGCCAGUUGGGUUCAAUCUAAUAGCAGUUAUUGGAGAGUUUGACAAGAUCACACGGCCACGGUGUCUGGGCGCUAUAAGGAGGGCACUUGUGGCAUAUUAUGAUAGAUUACAUCAAUAUGACGCUCUUAAGGACUUUCUGAAUGUUGAAGCGAAUAUGUUCAAAAAGCUUGAUGGCUCCUACAUAGAGAUAUCAUUCUCAGUCCAAAGUCGUGAUGAAGAAGAUGAACAAAUUCAAGCAACUCUUAUGCUGGACUACAGGGUUUAUGAUGUUAGACCCAAGACAUUCUGCUUCAUGGAAAAUGAGAACCUCCAAGAUGUGAUGGAGAUACUAAUGCAGCAAUGUCUAGCAUUCAAAAAGAAACCGCUAAAGAAAGCUUUCAAAGAAGCGUUUAUGGAUGACAUCGGACAAUACAGACUUGUUCAACAUGUUGGUGUAAGACGUGAAGAGGAACAGCAAAGGCGUCCGAAGCGCUUCCGACCUAACAAAAACGACUACAAUAACGACGACACCUUCUUACCAGAAGAUUGCUCCGAUCAAAGUGACGGGCAAUGUAGCGAAUGACUUUAACUUUAGCAAUA